AUGUACGCUGAUCGGUCACUCGCGCGUCCGGACGUUCAGCGCAAUCGCCAACACGCCGCCGACGACCAGCAGAUCCGUCUCGACAACUUGAUUGCUGUUGGUUUGGUGCCCCCAGAUGAGCGACAGAACGUGAAGAGGAAGAGGAACAAGAACGUGGUGUUUCAAGAAUCCAAUACCGGGCAGCGACAGGUGUCUCAGACACGGCAGGCGGAAGAGCACCUCCCCUCCAGGAUAGGUCGCCAGCCCACGUCCGCCGCUGCCGACAGAGGUCAGCUGCCGCAACGACCCGGCCACAGCAGGUUGUCGUCGUUGGCGCAGCUUAAGGAGCACCGGAACAGCAUGUUCGCUUCCAAGCAUCGCGAAUCACGGCGCGAGAGGACGUUUAUUGGUAGCGUCUGCGCUGCUUGCGAGGAACCCCUGGAGCAUACCCUUCGAAACGAGCGGAUCCUUCAGUUGUCCUGCGGCCAUGUUGCGCAUGAGGCCUGCUUCUACGAGUAUAUCAAAGAGUUCGAAGCUCAGAGCUGCCCAACAUGCGAUGCACCGCUGGGCGUGGACACAAGCAGAGGAGGAGGCAUCGACUUUGGAGAGUUGAACAAGGUGAUUCGAUCAGCCCAGACUCCUGAUCAUGGCGAGAGGCGCAUGGAACCUUCCAAUACUCCAACACCAUGGGACGCGGAGUCCAGUCGGCAAGGAACAAUAGCGAACCAGAGUAGUCCACGCAGACCGCAGCGCCAGACUCGAGAACACUUGCUUCCUAAACACACUCGAAACAACGCCUACCGGUACAACACCGCUCACGGACGGAACGAGAGCGGUGACACUGGUAUGGUGUCGUCUGCGGACUACGCAGACACGCACAACACCUCCGGCCGACGACACGACUAUGAUGUGCAGUCAAUGGAGACUACGCUGAGCAGCCCAAAACACCAUACCAGGAAUCCAAUACCUGCACCGACAGUCACUGUCCGCAGCGAAUUCCCUACCCUGAGCAAGUCGCGACAACAACAAAGCUUGACCUGCCUGAUUACCGUGGAGGUCAUUGACGGUAAAUGGCAGCCCAAUCCGGAAGAUCUACGAAGCCCACCGCCAGUGCCUGCCACGAUACCAGAGGAGCCUUAUGAACAUCACUACGAGCAGCCCAAGCCUCAAUCCAAACCACGUUCCCGACCCGAGCCCCCACGGCAGGUGGACAGUGUUCACGACAAUCGUGAGACGCUGGAGCACGUGAAGCAGGAGUUGUACUCGCGAUGUGAGAACUGGCAUGGACUGGAUUUUGAAAGAUUCGGCAGGCUUAUACUUCAUGCUACAAUCCGUGUCGGGAAGGACAGACAGGCGUGGCAGGAGCUGGAGUGCUAUCUCUUCACGGAGAUGCUGAUUUGCGUGAAGGCGAAGAAGAUCUCGCCAACUGCUAGCCAGCAGUGGGAAGGACCAGAGGGCCCGAAGCAGAAGUCAAAAGUGACGUUGAAGGGUUCGAUCUUGAUCAAGAAGCAUUUGAAGCAUGUUGAGGUCAUCCCAGAGUCUGAAGUCCUCACCCUCAGCCUUUCCGUGGCCGAGCUACCACACUUCCAUCUGCAGUUCAUGGAGCACUCCCAGCUCGAGAUGUGGCGGAAGGCCCUGCUCAACCUGAACAACCCAGACAUGCCUGAGCCACAGGUCGCAGAUUACGACCAAGAUACCUCUGGUACCGAAGAGGACGAAUAUGCUACGAGGUCUUCCAAAGCAGAUCGGAGAGUGUCGUCGAUACACUCUUCGUCGUAUGGUGCGAAUCGCUCGCAAGUAACAGCGCCGACUGAAUACACCAACUCUCGAGCUGGAACGCAGGACAUGCGGUUUGGAAGCCCGUCGAUCCAUGUCCCGCUGGACAUUGUGGUCGUCAUACCUGUGACAUCUUCCAUGCAAGGGCUGAAGCUCAACGUCUUGCGAGACUCACUUCGCUUUAUGGUCUCCUCACUAGGCGAGCGAGAUCGCAUGGGCUUGGUCACCUUUGGCUCUGGCGGUGGCGGAGUGCCUCUUGUCGGCAUGACUACUAAGAACUGGGGCGGCUGGUCAAAGAUUCUGGAGUCGAUCAGGCCAACAGGCCAAAAGAGCAUCCGCGCAGACGUCGUCGACGGCGCAAACGUCGCUGUGGAUCUGCUCAUGCAGCGCAAGUCAACUAACCCGCUGUCCACCAUCAUCUUGAUCAGCGACUCAGCUACCUCUGACCUGGAAAGCGUGGACUUCGUGGUCUCGAGAGCCGAAGCGGCUAAGAUUUCGAUACACUCCUUCGGUCUCGGACUAACGCACAAGCCUGAUACCAUGGUCGAGCUGUCGACUCGGACAAAGGCCAGCUAUACAUUCGUCAAGGACUGGAUGAUGCUGCGCGAGUGUUUGGCUGGCUGCAUCGGCGCGAUGCAGAGCACAUCGCAUCAGAACGUUAAGCUCAAGCUCCGGCUUCCUGAAGGCUCGCCAGCGAAGUUCUUGAAGAUCAGCGGUGCCCUCCAAGUAACCAAGAGAGCGACCGGAAGGGACGCAGAGGCUUCGCUUGGUGACCUGCGCUUUGGCGAUAAGCGUGACAUACUGGUCCAACUUGCCAUCGCUCCAGACACCUCAACUCCAGACUCCCUUCCAUCCGACCCGUGGGAGAACAUCAUCUCCGGCCUCGAAGCUCUGGGAGGACCAAUCGACAACGACGACAGCAGAGCCAUGUCCGUUGAAGAACUUCCAUUGAUCCAAGCAGAUCUCAGCUGGGGUGACAUCCUUCGCGAAGGCAACCUCGCCCAACUGCCUCGCCCUUCACUCCUCGCCAUCACCAUGCUGCCUUCACCCAGCAAGAAAGCCCAAAACGCCCGCCCAGGCACCCCUCCCAUCCCACCUCACCCUCACAUCGUCCAACGACGAAUGGAACUCCUCACCUCCGACAUGCUCACGCGAGCCCUCACCCUCGUCAGCAAGGGCCAACCCGAACGCGCCCACCACCUCCUCGCCGAGACCCGCUCCAUCCUCCGCGGCCUAAACAAAGGCGGUCUUCCACCUCUCCCCCCACCACCCAACAGCGCCCUCCCUCCAACCCCCAAAAACAACGACCUCAAAAACACACCCAACGAAGCCCACGUCCCCCUCCCCGAACCCAGACGCACGCCUUCGCCCCCGCGAACAGAAGCCGUAAACCCUUUCACCCCCGCCGCAGGCAUCGACACCAUCACCAUGACAGCGCUCGACGCAGAACUCGAAGCUAGUCUGGAAUGGAUCUCGCACCCGGCCGUCUUCGCACGGGACUCGCGAAAAGCGGUGCUCCAAGCCAUCGGCGUCAUCAGCUCGCAGCGAGCGUACACGUUCCGCACGCCGGCUGAAUCGCUCUGGGCGGCGCGGGUACCGGGGAUCAAACGCCUAUCUGAAAGGAAUUCCGACUGGCGGGAGGCGGGGGAUGAGAGUUUGAGAGAGGAGUGA
Saxophila tyrrhenica is the source of this 3426-nucleotide messenger RNA. RefSeq lists its product as uncharacterized. Lineage: Eukaryota; Fungi; Ascomycota; Dothideomycetes; Mycosphaerellales; Extremaceae. The coding region runs from base 1 to 3426 and encodes 1141 amino acids. The record is from RefSeq and is a predicted model, not a curated record. The transcript is spliced from 3 exons.